UGCCGCCUCCCCACUUUCCCUUCGCAUCAGACCACUUAGUGUAGUGUCUGCCUCCACCAUCGUGUUCAGUUCCUGAACCGACUCUUCUUUUCUGCGCCCCCGGAGAGACAGGAUGCUUAGGGGGAUGUUUCUCCUUCUGACAGCUUCUAAGUGCAUCUGAGAAAGCAAGGAAAAAGGGGGUGAGGGAAAGGGAGAAAUGAACCAAUUUCAGCAGGGGACAUUAUUGCUGCUCUUCCUAUUCCUGGAGUAUUCAGAGGCCAAAAAGCAGUGCUGGUACUUUGAAGGGGUGUAUCCUACAUAUUAUAUAUGUCGCUCCUAUGAAGAUUGCUGUGGUUCAAGGUGCUGCGUGAGGACUCUUUCUAUCCAGCGACUAUGGUAUUUUUGGUUCCUUCUGAUGAUGGGAGUUCUCUUUUGUUGUGGGGCAGGUUUCUUUAUCCGAAGGCGGAUGUAUCCCCCACCGCUGGUUGAUGAAACAACUUAUAACGUGUCGUACACCCGACCACCUAACCCCAAUGCAGCAGGAGCACAGCAGCCUGGAAUGGCUUACUACACAGAUCCAGAAGGAGCACUGAUGAACCCCAUGGCUAUGACCUACCACGUCCAACCUAAGUCUCCACAAGUGAACCCAAUAUACCCGCCUCCACCUUCCUACUGCAACACCCCACCUCCACCAUAUGAGCAGGCAGUGAAAUCUUCCACAUAACCUCUCUGCUGCAGUGUUUUGUGACUUGGGCAGGAAGGAGCAGUACCCGCGAACGGCGGAAAAACAUGUUAGUGCUCCAACAUCCUUUGCUCACCUCCCAAUUAGCAUCAUUCAGGCAGGAGUGGUGGAUUUGCAGCAGGGAGCAACCUAUCUUCUGACACCUUCAAAGCAAGAGGAAAAGUCAUUUUUUGUGCUUUUUAUUGAAAGCCUCUAUUUAACCCUUUUAAUUUAUUCUCUUUGUGGUUCCAAGAUGUACAUUAACACAUCGUGGUGUGGCACAGUAUGGUGGUAAGCACAAAACCACGUCCACCAGUCUAAAAGUCCUAGAGCUGGUUGUGGUAUUUUCAAUGUGGAAAAAAGAGGGAGAGAUGGCAGAGACCUGGCACAAGAGGAAGCUGCUGAACCAGUUGAAACAAGGAGGAGGACGAGCUGCGUUUGUUAAUAAACGCAGAGCAGUAGGGAAGGACUGGAUGAAGCAGACUUGGAGAAACUGUGUUAAGAUGAUGUGUAGCAACUGUUUUCACGUUGGAACGAGAUCUAUCCCUCUGUUUCUCACACAGAUUUAGCGUGGAACAGGGUUAUGCCAUCGCCACUUUUGGUCCACCUUUGGCUUCUUAAACCUGGCUUCAUUUUCUUUCCACUGAUGCUUUGUGGGCGACGGACGGGGUGGUGGUGGUUGCCAAGAACGAACAUUGUAUUGUACUGCCGGCGAUGUGAAUGUCAUGGCGAACUGUUGAUUUUGUGUGGGGAGAAAACUUGCUGAGGCGCAACAGUGACGUGUCCAGGUGUAGUGACAAAAAACCCCGGUCGCUUAGAAAAAAAUCUCUUACCUAAAGAGAAUUUUCAAAAUAUAAAAAGGGGGGGGGGUUGCUGUUUGCUCUAGGCCCCUUCGCAUGAUACUGUUUAGGCACAUGCCAAAAAUCUUUUAUGCCGACUCCUAUAAAUGUGAGUGUGAAGGUCUACUCACACGGAUGGAUUCAGCAGGAAGUCGUGAUUGGCUGUAGUGGCCCGGUGAGUGUACACACUUGCUGGCAAACUUGGGUUUGCCAUUGUGCAAUGUGUGAAAUGGACCUUCAUUUAGGCUUGAAUGUUUAGUAUACCUCCUCCAUCUUCUUUUCAGUCUUAUAAUAUUUUUUUAGCAUAGUGCAAUCUCCUCAAGGUGACUUUUGCUCCUCAUUUUCAUCUGGUGACUUAUCUAUUCCAAAUGAACUUAAGUGUAAGACCUGAGAUUUAUCAGACAUUGGGGAGUGACUGCCAAGUUCCCUAGGAUAUGAGGAACACUUCUUGUAGGAAUUCAGACCGCUUGAAAAUGACAGGUAAAAAUCCCCUCAUGAGGAGUUUAUCCAUCAAAAAGGAAUAUGAGACUCUGUCCUCCGUUGUUCUGCUUGUGAGAAGAUAUUUGUCUUCCAUUGUUGUGCCCUUCAGUUCUUGACAUUUCUACUUCUCAGUCCCUCAGUCUAUUGCCAUUGCAGAGCAGAUGAGACUUUGUGAGGAUUUCCAGAUUUCCCCUUUCGCAUUAUGUCUGCUGCUGAACUAGGAGACAAGACAGUGACAGAGCCUCUCCCUGGCCCCUUUGUUCACUCUGAAGCAGCUGGAUGUGCUAGUUGAGGUGUGCUUUAUAGCAGGCAGAGGGAUGGCGUGCAAAGGAACGGGGAGGAAAACCAGGACCCACUAUUAUGUUUCCCAGUCUUUAUUUAAAGUUAAAUGGGGAAUCUCCAGGUUGCAAUAUGCAGAAUGUUUAGGGACAUUUGUGAGGUAACUCUCCCUGUUUUAGAAUAGCCUAUAGUUAUUGUUGAAGGUGUUGAGGACAGUAUUCAAAGCAAACUUUGCUUUUAACUCACUCAGAACUUUUUAAUCCACUCAUAGCGCAUGUCAAUUGUACUCUUUCGAAGAAAGUUAGGAGUUCUUCAUACCUUACAUUUUUAGGCAUAUAUCUAGGCUCUCGUAAGUGUCUAUCUAAGAUCUGUAAAGUGGUUGUACCAAGCAAAUGUGGUUGCCAGUACAUGUCAUUAUACAAGUACUUUUACCAAGUAGCCAGGAUCAACUGACUUGUCAGACCCAGGUUUCUCCGUGUAAUGUGUAAAAUUGCCCUAUGGUUGUAAUCCUAAAUCCAAUAACUAGGAAGCAAGUCCCAUUGAAUUUAGAAUGAUUUGCUUCUGAGUAAAAUUGUUCAGGAGGGUGCAGUAAAUAUUAAUUUCUAGAUUAUUGAAACUUAGCAUCCAUCAAGAUAGUCUUUAAACUGGACUGGAAUAAUGAGAUCGCUUCAGCUUUUGUUUGCGGAUGUAGCCCAGAUGGGCCUCUUGAACAUGAAUUUUACAGCUUCUCAGCUCAAACCUUUCAUUCAAAAUGGCUGUUUUAUGUACUCUUCCCCAAAUGUCUUUGAUGGUUCUAGUUACAGUGGCAAUUAAAAAAAAAAUCCUUCUGAGCUAUUGCCACUGUAAGUUGUACACUGUGAAGUGUCUGUCUACUUCCUUCACAACUCCAGCAUCAACAUAUCUUUACACCUUUCUUAGACUUUACUCACUUUCUCAUUUGUGUAAACCUACUGGCAGGACCAGAGGCAUCAAAAUAUCAAUUGAGGUGGUCUGUAGACUCUGUUUGGCCUGCAGAACUUCCAUUCUUGAUUAAAGACUUGUAUAUUAAAGUGUAUGUGGAGAUGCUCCUUUUGAAAGAGUAGACUCAACUUACGUACAGCUGCAGUUAAUUAGGAUAAUUAGAUUUUUCAAUGUCAUUUGAGAAAGAACCCAAUAUUGUUGAGGCCUUCUUCAACACAGAACUCAUUGCAACUGGAAUUUGACCUUCUUGGUUUUGUGUAACUUCAGUUAGAUUCUUCCUGAGAGUCACUGAAAUACUGUUCUGACAACAUUGAGCAAACCAUAAGCUCCAAACAUCAUUAGAAUAAUUUGACUCAAGGAGAACUUUGGGUAUGAUCCUGCCAAAAUUAAGGAGUAUUAAGUACCAUUGAUUUCAAGAGGAGAGUUAAGGGCCUUAAUAGACCUGCCGGCUUACGCCGGCAGGGAGGCGGGGCCGAGAUGCGCAUCCCCCACGCUUCCACACGCACGACGCGCAGGGACGUUGAGUCCCUGCGGCGUCCGCCAUUUUGUUGUUAUUGUUGUUAAAGGGGCCGGUUGCGGCCCGAAGACG
Messenger RNA from Elgaria multicarinata webbii, 3847 nucleotides. It is a transcript of the gene VOPP1, whose product is annotated as VOPP1 WW domain binding protein. The coding region runs from base 197 to 703 and encodes 168 amino acids. Gene Ontology annotation, cellular component: cytoplasmic vesicle membrane. NCBI's taxonomy places the organism in Eukaryota, Metazoa, Chordata, Lepidosauria, Squamata, Anguidae. The transcript has 5 exons. The record is from RefSeq and is a predicted model, not a curated record.